AUGUCAAGGAAAAAACCUACACCUACAACGAACUCGCCGGCUUCGGCUCCAUCCCCUCUAACGCAAGAGACAAAUUCGGCGACACCAUCAGCAUCGGCUCCUCAGCCGCCAUCACCAACUGGAAGAAGCGAUCUGCCGGUGGCAAAAGCAAGCAAACCUACUACACCGGCACCCUCUAUGGCCUCCCAGACAGAGGGUGGAACACCCAAGGCACCCAAAACACCAUCCCUCGCGUCCACAUAUACGACGUGA
Messenger RNA from Podospora pseudopauciseta, 252 nucleotides. RefSeq lists its product as uncharacterized. Lineage: Eukaryota; Fungi; Ascomycota; Sordariomycetes; Sordariales; Podosporaceae. The coding region runs from base 1 to 252 and encodes 83 amino acids. The transcript has a single exon. The record is from RefSeq and is a predicted model, not a curated record.